Messenger RNA from Motacilla alba alba, 1641 nucleotides. It is a transcript of the gene HEY2, whose product is annotated as hes related family bHLH transcription factor with YRPW motif 2. The record is from RefSeq and is a predicted model, not a curated record. NCBI's taxonomy places the organism in Eukaryota, Metazoa, Chordata, Aves, Passeriformes, Motacillidae. The coding region runs from base 128 to 1138 and encodes 336 amino acids. Gene Ontology annotation, biological process: regulation of transcription by RNA polymerase II; regulation of neurogenesis; circulatory system development. Gene Ontology annotation, cellular component: nucleus. The transcript is spliced from 5 exons. Gene Ontology annotation, molecular function: RNA polymerase II cis-regulatory region sequence-specific DNA binding; DNA-binding transcription factor activity, RNA polymerase II-specific; protein dimerization activity.
GCGGCGUGGGAAAGCGCCUCAGAGAGGGUUUGCUCUGCUGGCGGUGCGGAGUCGUGCUGCGCCGAGCUGUGCCGUGCCCGGAGCUCCCCCCGGAUUUAUUUAUCUUUGCCCCCGCGCCGCGCACACGAUGAAGCGACCUUGCGAGGAAACUACCUCAGACAGCGAUAUGGACGAGACUAUAGACGUGGGGAGCGAGAACAACUACUCGGGGCAAAGCAAUAGUUCUGUCAUUCGAUCAAAUUCCCCAACAACAACAUCUCAGAUCAUGGCCAGAAAGAAAAGAAGAGGGAUUAUAGAGAAAAGGCGCCGUGAUCGUAUAAAUAACAGUUUAUCAGAGCUGAGGCGGCUUGUGCCAACUGCUUUUGAAAAACAAGGAUCUGCCAAAUUAGAAAAAGCGGAAAUACUGCAAAUGACAGUGGAUCAUCUGAAGAUGCUGCAGGCAACAGGAGGGAAAGGUUAUUUUGACGCUCAUUCCCUGGCCAUGGAUUUCAUGAGCAUCGGCUUCCGGGAGUGCUUGACAGAAGUCGCGAGGUACCUGACUUCGGUGGAAGGUCUCGACACAUCCGACCCCCUGCGCGUUAGACUCGUGUCCCACCUGAGCACCUGCGCCUCUCAGAGGGAAGCUGCUGCCAUGACCUCCUCCAUGGUGCACCACCACCACCACCCCUUGCACCCUCACCACUGGGCAGCCGCCUUCCACCACCUUCCGGCCGCCCUGCUGCAGCCGAAUGGACUCCACGCCUCCGAUGCCGCCCCGUGCAGACUCUCCUCGGACGUGCCCCCUCACGGCUCCGCCCUGCUCACGGCCACCUUCGCCCACGCCGAUGCCGCCCUCAGAGUCCCCUCCGCCGGCAGCAUCGCUCCCUGUGUCCCUCCUCUCUCUACCUCCCUCUUGUCCCUGUCGGCCACUGUUCACGCCGCGGCAGCAGCAGCCACAGCUGCAGCCCAGAGCUUCCCCCUCUCCUUCUCCGGCACCUUCCCCAUGCUCCCCCCCAGCGCGGCCGCCGCCGCCGUCGCUGCGGCCACCGCCAUCACCCCCCCGCUGGCCGUGUCAGCCACCGCCAGCCCUCAGCAGGCUGGCACCGGGGGCGGCACCAAACCCUACCGACCCUGGGGGACUGAAGUUGGAGCCUUUUAAGUCCCCUCCCGGCCACACACACCUCUUCCCACUCCGGCUCCCUCCUCUCGCUUUCAGCACUCGUGCAUGUGCUCACACCCACGAGCCCACAGCUCCCGCGCCCAUAGCCAGCCUCGGGACCCGCGGUGUGCUCCCUGCUCAGCCUGCACCCGAUGGGCCCGAGCGGUGCUGGUGAGCCCGCCGAGGAACGGCGCGAUUAUCCUCACUGCAGAUGUCGGAGAGGACGUGGGCAGACACCUUCUUCUUCUCCGUUUGUCUUGCUGGAGGCACCUUGAGGGAGCAGCAAUGGCUUUCAUAACGGUGUGACCAUAUCGGCAUGUAGAGGUUUCCUGCAACACACGUAGAAAUACGUAGACAUUAGAACCAAUAGUUCUCCAGCUAUGCAUCCUUGUUUGGCAGAGAGGUGAGGGAUUCCAUCUACCAAGGCUCCCCAGGCUAGAGAAGGAGUUCCAGUUUCAUAAGUGCCUGACAUUGAAAAAAUAAUAAAUAAAUAUAUAUAUAUA